Molecule: messenger RNA, 696 nt
Organism: Pieris napi
Lineage: Eukaryota; Metazoa; Arthropoda; Insecta; Lepidoptera; Pieridae
Product: probable methyltransferase-like protein 23
Exons: 1
Coding region: 1-696 (231 amino acids)
Cellular component (GO): cytoplasm; nucleus
Source: RefSeq, a predicted model, not a curated record
AUGAGCGAUGGUCCUGUCGUCAGUGGUCAACUAAAGAAAUUUGUAUUUCGUGGAAAAUCCCUCAACAACGGGGACACUCGAGGUGAUUAUUUGGAAAUAGUAAUACCCGAACUGUUAUCUGCGGGCUAUUCAUUCUACACGUGGCCGUCUGCUCCGCUAUUAGCUUGGUACCUGUGGAGUCAGCGAAAAAAUCUACGUGGACUACGAAUAUUGGAACUUGGAUGCGGAACUGGACUCCCCGGUAUUUUAGCUGCAAAGUGUGGUGCUCACGUGACUCUCUCAGACAGCGUUGCUCUCCCGCGAUCGCUGCAUCACUUAUCGGGUUGCUGUGAAGCAAAUGGUCUUAUUCCAGGUCGUGAUGUUCAAAUAUUAGGGCUAGCUUGGGGCCUAUUUUUAGCGGAUGUGCACAACUUACGUCCAGUAGACUUAAUAUUAGCUUCAGACUGCUUUUACGAACCCUCACAAUUCGAAGAGGUAUUAUCUACCGUUGCUUAUUUGCUUGACGGUACUGACUCUAGAUUUUUGUGUGCUUACCAGGAGCGGAGCACGGACUGGUCCAUUGAGGCUCUUCUGCAGAAGUGGGGCUUAAAAGGCGCAUUACUCGACUUGGAUUCCUUAAGUGAGAGUUCUGGUAUAGAUUAUAGAGCACUAGUUGGUGAUCGUUCAUUACAUUUACUAGAAAUUGUUGCAGUGUAG